Astyanax mexicanus (Mexican tetra) is the source of this 1639-nucleotide messenger RNA. RefSeq names its product leukocyte surface antigen CD53. Bases 321 to 983 code for a protein of 220 amino acids. Gene Ontology annotation, cellular component: membrane. NCBI's taxonomy places the organism in Eukaryota, Metazoa, Chordata, Actinopteri, Characiformes, Acestrorhamphidae. The transcript is spliced from 8 exons. The record is from RefSeq and is a predicted model, not a curated record.
UAGUCCUUUAAAAAACACGACCAUCAACAGGUUUAGAAUUAAAAAAUGCUCUUGCUUUCCUGGUGGUGGUCCUGAUGAGUGCCAGUUUCAUCAUUAUAGCGUUUUUGAUUGACUGACCUUCAUUGUUUUCUUAAAGGAAUUUGUUUUUCUUUAUUUAGUUGAGUAGUUCUUGUUGCUUCUCAUAAUCUGGAUUAGAACAUUACUCAAAUAGAGCUGUUAUUCACUGUAUACCUGUAACUCUACCUCUUCACUACUUUACUUUAACUGAUGCUCUCAAACACAUUAGGAUACAUUAAGGGCUGAACAAAAAAACAAGAAAGAUGUCCUGCCUCAAGUGCCUGAAAUACACCAUGUGUGUGGUGAACUUCAUCUUCUUCAUCUGUGGAGCUGGCAUCUUCGGACUGGGGAUCUUCCUAAAGUCCACAGCCAAUCUUUCCGUUAUCGCUCCGUCCAUACCAGCCGUGAACGUGGUGAACGGACUCUUCAUCCUCGGCAUCUUCAUCACCUGCGUCUCCUUCCUGGGUUUUCUGGGAGCUCUUAAAGAGAACCGCUGCCUGCUCAUUUCUUUUUUCAUCUUGUUGUUUCUGGUGAUGCUGGCUGAGCUGGGCGUGGCCUGCUUCCUGCUCAUGUAUGAAUCACAGAUUGACAAAACGAUCGAGGGCGAGCUAAACAAAAGCCUGGAGCAAGCAAUAAAUAACGGGUCCAUCGAGUGGGACACCGUUCAGAAAACAUUUGAGUGCUGUGGAGUUAAAAAUGCAACAGACUGGAAAGAUAAGGUUCCAAAAUCCUGCUGCAUAACUGAAUCCUGCGAAGAGAAAUACAACCAGGGUUGUUACGAUAAGCUGAGGAACUGGUUUGAUGGGAACCUUCUGAGCACCGGGAUUGGAAUCAUCGUUGUGUGCAGUAUUGAGGUUUUGGGGAUGUGCUUCUCCAUGACGCUGUUCUGCCACAUCAGUAAGUCUGGACUGGGAUACAUGAAGUAAAGAGCAGAGCUCCAUUUAUAAUAACUCAAAUUAAAGAACUGCCAGAUUAUGAGUAACAAGUACAGCGCUGUAAUUCUGUCAGAUUUAAUGUUACUUCUGCAUGUGAAGAUCUAUAAGUGUAUAUGUGAUUUAUAUGUAUUUAUAUGCGUGUAUAUAUUUACAUAGGAGCGUUUAGACUUCUACAUCUAUGAAGCCUCAGUAUAUUUAGAAAAAAAAAAAAUAAUUUAGUCCUUAAAUCCUCAAAAAUACAUUUCAAACAAUUUACUCAUAACAUCAUUUAAGGUAAUAAAAAAAAUGAUAUAAUUAGGUCAGUAUUAAUAUAGCAUGUCUUUUGUGUCAUUUAAACAUUUUUCAAAGUUUUACUCUGAAUUAAUACAGUAUUCCUCUAUAUGCAUAUAGAGGAAUGUUAACCUUUACUUUUUCUACAUUUGAUACAGUUUUCUUUAAUGUGCUUUUUAUUCUGAUAAUGACAUAUUAUAUUAUUUGGUGCUGUGACAGAGCACCAUUGUUUUGCACCAUCAAUCAAUCAAUAAACCUUUAUUUUCCCUCGGGAAAACAUUGAGGGUGACCCUUAUUUACAAUGUUGCCGAGCAUUAACAGCAUCAAAGGGAUUGAAAACAUUUAUAGUAAUUUAUAGUAAUAAAAAUAAUAAAUAA